AUGGGCCUGAAGAAAGUGGGAACAAAGGGUAGAUCACCUCCAGAUGGCUUUCCUAGUAGGAAAGGGACCAGCAGCCAGAAUGAUGGAAAAAUAACCCAUUGGCUACCAACAGACAGGGACCAAAGAAGAGACCAGUUCCAAUCCUGUCCCUGGAAGAAGACGACUAGACUGAGCCCUCAGAGCCAAUCCAUCUUUGCUUUUGAGUGGAAAGACCCAGAGACCGGGUUUUCAGGACAAUUCACCUGGACAAGGUUGCCCCAAGGAUUUAAAAACUCGCCUACCUUGUUUGACGAAGCUCUGCACCUAGAUUUGGCCGACUUCCGAGUCAACCAUCUGGACCUGGUCCUCCUGCAAUAUGUGGACGACCUCCUCCUUGCCGCUGAAACUGAGCAGGACUGCCUAAAAGGUACCGGGGCCCUGCUACAGAGACUGGGGGAAUUGGGCUAUCGAGCCUCCGCGAAAAAGGCCCAAAUAUGUCAGAAACAGGUGGCCUACCUAGGCUACCUCCUAGAAGGAGGGCAACGGUGGCUGACAGAGAGCCGAAAAAGGGUGGUUGCUCUAAUUCCACCCCCCACCGAUGCCAGAAAGAUGCGGGAAUUCCUCGGGAGUGCGGGAUUCUGCCGCCUUUGGAUUCCUGGGUUUGCGGAGCUGGCAGCCCCAUUGUACCCCCUCACGAAGUUCAAUGCUCCCUUUCAAUGGAGAGAAGAGCAACAGCGGGCGUUUGACAACAUGAAAAAGGCCCUAUUGUCAGCCCCAGCCCUGAGCCUCCCUGAUAUGACCAAGCCCUUCACAUUAUACGUGGAUGAGAACAAGGGAGUGGCGAAGGGAGUGCUAACACAAAUGCUUGGACCCUGGAAAAAGCCGGUGGCAUACUUUUCAAAAAAGCUAGACAAUGUAGCGGCCGGCUGGCCUCCGUGCCUCCGCAUGAUAGCGGCCGUGGCAGUUCUGGUGAAAGACUCGGAUAAAUUGACUCUAGGCCAACCUCUCACCAUAGUGGCACCUCAUGCUGUGGAGACAGUUAUCCGCCAGCCACCAGAUCGGUGGCUCUCAAAUGCUCGGAUAACUCAUUACCAGACUAUGUUAUUAAACUCAGAGCGGGUCCGGUUUGGGACUGCCACCUCUUUAAACCCGGCCACCCUGCUCCCGGAACUGGGGCCCCAGGCCCAGGUAAUCCAUAACUGUCACCAAAUCCUGGCUGAGGCCCACGGCACCCGAAAAGACCUAACCGACCAGCCUCUGCCGGAUGCCGAAAUGACCUGGUUCACGGAUGGGAGCAGCUUUCUACAGAACGACACCUUCUCCGGAUGGACUGAGGCAUUCCCCACAAAACGGGAAACCGCCCGGGUGGUCGUCAAGAAGAUCAUAGAGGAGAUCUUCCCCCGGUUCGGCUUGCCUAAGGUAAUCGGGUCCGACAACGGCCCAGCGUUUGUCUCCCAGGUAAGUCAGUUGGUGGCCAAAGCAUUAGGCAUAAAUUGGAAAUUGCACUGUGCCUAUAGACCCCAAAGUUCAGGACAGGUAGAAAGAAUGAACAGAACAAUUAAAGAGACCUUGACCAAAUUAGCGUUGGAGACUGGCGUUAAAGACUGGGUCCAACUCCUCCCUAUGGUGUUGUUCCGGGUCCGAAACACGCCCUCUCAUUGCGGGCUGACACCAUACGAAAUCCUUUAUGGAGGGCCCCCACCAGUAGCAGGCUUGCUUGACCUUGCCAGUGACUCCGUUGCCGAUGCCCCUAAAUUACAGGCCCGGUUGAGAGCGCUCCAGAUCAUCCAGAACCAGGUCUGGAAACCUCUUGCAGCAGCCUACCAACCCGAGACGACAACCAUCCCACAUCCUUUCCAAAUCGGUGAUGCUGUGUAUGUCCGAAGGCACCAAUCUAAGACUCUAGAGCCCCGGUGGAAAGGCCCCUUCACUGUGCUGUUGACAACUCCAACCGCUCUCAAGGUCGACGGAAUCGCUGCUUGGGUCCACGCCUCACACGUGAAGCGAGCACCACCUCCCCAGGGCCCCGAGGAUCCGGAUAGACCAGCCAAAUGGAAGCUCCAGCGCACUCAGAACCCACUCAAGCUAAGACUUUCAAAAACUGUUUAAUAUUUAUGAUGUUCCUGGCCUUUCCCCAUUGUUUUUCCAAUCCCCAUGCUCCACAAUUGUUAACGUGGAACCCAACCCAGUCCAGCAAGAACAAAGUUCCCUCCCUCCAGUGAGGCAGGCUCUCCCCAGGCCGGUCCAAUAGAUUUUAGGAUUAAAAUCUUUGCAAAAAGAAAAGGAGGGAAUGAAGGACCCUUAUGGGGGAGAGGGACAAGAAACUAGGCCUGGGCAAAUAUCAGGGGCUUCU
Molecule: messenger RNA, 2332 nt
Organism: Lepus europaeus (European hare)
Lineage: Eukaryota; Metazoa; Chordata; Mammalia; Lagomorpha; Leporidae
Exons: 4
Coding region: 1-2088 (695 amino acids)
Biological process (GO): DNA integration
Molecular function (GO): nucleic acid binding
Source: RefSeq, a predicted model, not a curated record